GAGAUUUCCCUAGGAUUUCAUUUUGGACGGACGUCUUCAUUUGUUCUUUGUUCAUUGAGGCUCCAGAGCUCGGUAUUGCAAUGGCGAGAUCCACAAGCAAGGACGCUCAAGCUCUUUUCCAGUCGCUUCGCUCUGCUUAUGCUGCCACUCCAACAACUCUCAAGAUCAUUGAUCUCUAUGUGAUUUAUGCUGUGUUCACGGCUCUGAUUCAGGUAGCAUACAUGGCGAUUGUUGGAUCGUUCCCAUUCAACUCCUUCCUCUCAGGCGUUCUUUCUUGUAUCGGGACAGCUGUCCUUGCUGUUUGUCUCCGGAUUCAAGUUAAUAAAGAAAACAAGGAGUUCAAGGAUUUGGCCCCGGAGCGAGCUUUUGCUGAUUUCGUGCUGUGCAACCUGGUUCUCCAUUUGGUGAUCAUCUGCUUCCUCGGAUAAAACACCUCAUUUUGGGUUCUACUUCUUUUCUUGUUUUCUUUGGAGAAUUAAUUUAAACCCAGGAAGUAGGCUUAUGCUAGAAAUUUUCUACCAAACAUAGCAUACAUAUUAGAAAGAGAGAGUUAUUCCUGCAACUGAAUUAAUGUCAUUCUGAGUUAUUUUCUACAGUGAUGUUUUUCCAGACAAUCAAAUGCGUCAACACUUUUCCGGCCA
Molecule: messenger RNA, 641 nt
Organism: Cucurbita maxima (winter squash)
Lineage: Eukaryota; Viridiplantae; Streptophyta; Magnoliopsida; Cucurbitales; Cucurbitaceae
Product: dolichyl-diphosphooligosaccharide--protein glycosyltransferase subunit DAD1
Exons: 5
Coding region: 81-428 (115 amino acids)
Biological process (GO): protein N-linked glycosylation
Cellular component (GO): membrane; oligosaccharyltransferase complex
Source: RefSeq, a predicted model, not a curated record